CGCCCACUCUUUUCAAACGCCAUGUUUACUGCGCACCUCCAUCACAACCAAUAGGCAGAAGCGUUAACGUAUGAUGCAACUGAGUGAACCCAAACAUGACUGAAGUAAAGGAUACUGUUAACACAGAGGAUAUUCCUCCUGUGGAUGAAAACAGCAAAGCAGACGAAGAGAACGAUGAAAUGUGCGAUGUGGAGCAGGAUGGAUCAGCAAAAACUGAACCCAAAGGCAAAAUAAGUGAAAUCAUUGAAGGAAAACGAGAGAAGAAAGAGAUCCAGAGACUUAAUAUGCAAAUAAGUAAACCAAAAGAAAAGCAGAAGAUUGAGAGCACAGGAAAAGGCGUCAAACUCGGAGACAUUGCACGGAUUAAUCACUCCAUCGGAAGGCUUAAAGCCCCUCUGCUCAAACCAUUGCAUAAGAUUGUAUAUGAUCGACCAGGAGCUGCAUCAUCGUUGCGGAAAAAUCUUCGGCUGUUUAAUGGUUUCACUUUUGAGGUUGACAGUGACCCUUACAACAAGAAGUUUUCAAAGGUGACAAGGCUUCCCAAAUCACAGCUCGCAAUCAUGUGUAAGACUCUUGAUCUGGAGAGGUCUGGAAAGCAAAGUGUUCUUGCUGAGAGGAUCAUGACGUUUCUUGUAUGUCCAACUGACUCGGGAAAGCCUGUUUUAAAGAAGAAGAAAAGAAAGACAACCAAAGAUGUCAAAGGUGAAAAGUCUUCAUCCAAAAGUAAAAAACCACAGAAGAAAGUAGAAAGUGGAAAGUCUAGAGCCAUCGUCACUGAUUCCAGCAGUGAAGAUGAUGACGACGACGAAGAGGAGAAAAAAGAGAAGUCAACAACAGCAAGUCAGAAGCGAAACGAUAGCCAAAGUCAAUCUUCCGAUAAAAGGGAAGAUGAUGAUGAGGAUGAAGAUGGUGAAGAGGAGCAUGAAGCUCCUGAGGAGGACAGUGAGGAGGAGGAACCUGUUUUAAAGAAGAAAAGAAAGGCAACCAAAGAUGUCAAAGGUGAAAAGUCUUCCAAAAGUAAAAAACCACAAAAGAAAGUAGCAAGUGGGAAGUCUAGAGCCAUCGUCACCGAUUCCAGCAGUGAAGAUGAUGAUGACGACGAAGAUGAGAAGACAGAUGAUGAUGGUGGUGUGGAGAAGCAUAAAGCUCCUGAGGAGGACAGUGGGGAAGAGGAAAAAUCUCCUCGUAAGAAGAAAUCUCCUGCCAAGAAGGCAACAAAGAAGUCUGAGUUAACAACAGAUGACAGUGACCAAGGCAGCCAGGAAGACAAGACUGUCAAAAAGACAACAAAGAAGCCUGCAGCAAAAAGAAAAGCUCCGGUGAAGCCCAUCCCCAAAACCAAGAAAGCUGACAGCAGUAGCAACAGAAGAAAAAAGACAGCAAGCAAGAGCAAAUGUGAUGAAAGUGACAGUUCUGAUGAUGAUCAGCCAUUGAUCAAGAUGAUUAAAAAGCCACCAACCAAUGACCAGUUGAAGGCCUCUAUCCAGGAUCUGCUCAAAGAUGCAAACUUAGAAGAAGUCACAAUGAAGCAACUUUGCCAACAAGUUUAUGACAAAUACCCUGACUUUGAUCUGACCAGCAGAAAGGGCUUUAUCAAGGACACUGUUAAAAGUGCACUAUCCUGAAGUGAAGAAAGUAAAUUAUUUUUUAAUAAGUCAAGGGGUGAAGAUUGUGCAUCAAAACUCUAUUUUCAUGACACCUUCUACUUGGUUUUCCAUCAGAUUCAGCUUUUUUUGCAUUUUAUAGUAUUGUUGUGUUGAAUUUAGACAAUUGAUUAUGAAUAUUGGGGAUUUUAUUUUUUAUUUAUCAGGCAACUAAAUUUUAUGACUUUUUUCAUGUAUUAAAAUUGCUGUAAGCAGCGUUAGCUGUUUUUGCCACUACUACAGCAUCUUUAAAAGUUUUUCAUAGGCCCCAUGUUGUAUUUUGUCAGUCUUUUGUAAAGUUAGUCAAAAUUUUACAUCUUAAUUGUGUUCACAGCGCUCGCUGUGUAUUUCUGUUAUUACAGCAUUAUCAAGGUAUUGAAUACAAUAUUUAGAGUCUGCUAGGUAUCCGGUAUCUCUUGUUCGGUUGGGUUAUCAACACUGGUUUACGUUUUCUGAGGUCCUGAAUGUAUGAAAGCCACACAUUUAGAAACAUUGUUUUUUAUGUGUCGUGUAGAUCUCAGUAAAGUUCAUCUUUUAACAUUU
Molecule: messenger RNA, 2186 nt
Organism: Paramisgurnus dabryanus
Lineage: Eukaryota; Metazoa; Chordata; Actinopteri; Cypriniformes; Cobitidae
Gene: dek
Product: DEK proto-oncogene
Biological process (GO): chromatin organization; regulation of double-strand break repair
Cellular component (GO): nucleus
Molecular function (GO): histone binding; DNA binding
Source: RefSeq, a predicted model, not a curated record